Manduca sexta (tobacco hornworm) is the source of this 5720-nucleotide messenger RNA. RefSeq lists its product as uncharacterized. The record is from RefSeq and is a predicted model, not a curated record. The transcript is spliced from 15 exons. Gene Ontology annotation, molecular function: protein binding. Lineage: Eukaryota; Metazoa; Arthropoda; Insecta; Lepidoptera; Sphingidae. The coding region runs from base 303 to 3854 and encodes 1183 amino acids.
AUUUGUACGCGUGCCUCCUUGUGCUCUACCGGCCCGCGAGCGAGCCAAUGAGAGCGCGAAUCCUAUUUCGAAAAUCGAAAAUUUUCAAAUUUCGAACAUAACGCGUUGUGAUUCCCGUUGAAUAUAAUACAGUUCCCGAAACACGAAAUUAUUUUAAAUUUGGAAUACAUGAUUUAAAUAAUAAUUACAGUGUUGUGUUAGUGUUUGCGUAAUUAUGACUCCAUCAGAUUUAUUGCCUUAAAUAAAAUGAAGAAGCAAACAGUGCACAAAUCACACGCAAUCACCAUUACAUUAACAAUGUAAUGGCAAGCAGGACUGUGAGGAAAGUUAAGAGAAGUAAAAAGGAAACUAACAACCCACGCGAAGAAGUACCCACCAUAGUAGUGACCCCGCCAGACAAAGAGAUGAAAGUAAAAGUAAUAGUAAACCCUAAAGAGAAAAAGAACAUUGUCACAGACAUUAAUGAGCCGACCACUUCCAAAAUGGCUGAGUUCAACGUGACGCAACUCAUAGCAGAGCUGUCAGAGAAUUCGCGAGCCUCCAGAGGCGAAAUAGAAAACAUACAAAGAAAACUGUUGCACCAAGCAAAUGAGAUAUUGAAAGUAAACGCAUUUGCCAAUUCUCAACCGGUUACCGAACCGCGCAUCAUCGACAGCACCGAGAAGUACACCACCAAACCUGUUUACGGGCGUAUACCGUUUGCCAUUAGAAAUCCUAGCGUAGAUGCCGUCUCUAAUCAAAUGGAUGACAAUGUUACGCGGCAAACGACGAGCGCACGGCCGCCGGCCAAUCAACCCGGCGACACUCAACUAGUUCCAGAGAAGUUGCAAGAAAUUCCCGCGGUGCUCGCGGACAACGCUGGAAUGAUAAAUAGUGACCAGGGAAAUAUGCAAAGGGUCGCUAUGACGGCGGCGGGGGCGGCAAGAGGUUUUUUUUUCUACAAAACGGGUUCCGCCGCGGCCGGCUCGGCGGCCAGUGUGCGCGCCGCUCCGCCAAGAGGCACACUCGAUAGCGUCCCGCCGUACAGGAUGCCGCCGGCGCCUGAGGCCGCGUUGCCCGGCGCGCCUGCGCCCUCCGCCCCCGCUGCGCUGCACACACACUCCGCCAAGUUUCCUAUAGAGCGCGAGGUGAUCCUGUCCUCUGGAGACAAGAACUCGAAAGUUCCUAUCCUGCAGGAGGCCAGGAAGCGGGGCAGACUCGGCGCCGUCGCUCCUGAUACGCCGCCCAAAGCACUGUCCGCUUGGACCCACGCUGAGAACCAAGCGGGAACCUCGGGCGACUUCAGACAGUACCACGAAAACUAUGCUUACAACAUGCACCAGAACCAAAGGAAUCCCACGUACGAUUCACCGAAACCUCCCAUUCCCGCCAAAACUUACGGAGCCAACCCUGACUCCAAACAGAUCACUGUGACUGUUGAAACUGGGAAAGAUAAUACGAGAGACGCACCUAAGAGUAAUAAGUCUGUCAGUAAAACGUACCACACACUCAAAGAUAUGAUAUCAAGUAGGUUUAAGAGUAAAGAGAAUAGUGAUGAGAAGAACGAAGAACCCAGUUUGAAUAACAGUGAGGAAAGGAAGAGGCCUGAACCGGAACAAGUGACCCCGAGGGAUACAGGGGCUCGGAAAAUGGAGCAGGGGAUAUAUGGCAGGCCGGUGUUGCAGAACAGGCCCGAGAUGCAGUAUGGACACGGGAUGGCGAAUAACUUGGCGUAUCCCAGCCCCUCACCUCACAGACAACUAAUGCAGCAACAGAUAGUCCAGCAGCAGUUGCUGUUAAACCAUCAAGCUCGGUCACAAGAGAUGUUGGCAUCGCCACCCCACCGGCCUCAACCACAAGCUCUUGGGGCCGACGCCCUGUACCAGCAGUACGGACCUCCGGGGAGGAGAAGCGCAGUGUACCAGAGGGAGGAUGUUAGAUCCAUGGGCAACUUCACUUCGCUGAAGACUGGGCCGCAGAGUCAGUUCGAUAACUCAAACUCAAGACCCGACCUGCGGAGUCCGCAACAAUUGGAGAGAGAAAUCAUAAGACAACGAGGUUUGGUGGAAGGGAGACGUGCAGCAUCACAUCCCCAUCUUCUAGACGAACCACAGCAAAGACCUGAAGUCACUACACCACAAAUCCAUGACAGAUCUCGAAGAAACUCCCACGGGAAUCUUCUAGAAGCAACAGAGACCCCUCACAGGCAUGAGGAGAGGGAAUCUGAUGACGGAGGCUUCCGAGCCAGAUUAAUAGCUCAAGGGAGAUCAAGUUUUAAAGAUAGAAUUCGGACCAGUGGAAGGUCGAUAGAAUCCCAACGUAUCCCGGAAAAUGUGUACAGAAGAACGCCUGAAAGCCAUAGUAGGCGGACACCAGAUUCAUUAAAUCAGAAGAGGGAAGAAGCUUCCACGUCUGGACAGGUUAAUGACGAGAGUGCGAGUCAGAAAUCUGCUGAUAGUGUAUACAACUCUAGUGGGAAAGUUGAGGCGUAUAACCCACAGCCCUCUUCGUCAAGGCAAACACCAAGUAGGAUAGAAGAUUUGAAAGCCCAUGGAAAAAAAGGAGCUGGGUCUGGUGCGAGUUCAGAUUACGAUAAGAACGGUGGUCAAUCAUCUAAUGUGGACUCAGGUAGGGGGAGCGUCGCGUACUCCAGCGGCAGAAGACCAGAGGCCAGCCUGCACGAUACGUCAGCUGAUUCUGAUGCUGUAGGGUCCAGGGAGCAGCCGCAGCCUGGCACCAGUCAGCAGCCGCCUGGACAGAGCGGUGAGAACGAGUGGGCAGACCUGGUAGAGUGCGAACUGCGGCAGAUCCUGGAGCCGAAGCUGGCCGGCAUGAGGCUUGACUCCUCCGCCAGCUCCGACAGCUCCGUCACCCCUCCCCUGCCACCGCUCUCGCCGUCCUCCGACAUGCAUAAGAGGAAUAGCUUGCCGGGCCGGUCGGAGUACGCGGAGGAGCGGCGACGCGGCAGGGAGUCUCCGCGCUGGCACUCACACAAGAAGCACUCCUCCAAGCGGGACAGUCACUACAAGAAACAUUUAUUUGGUCUAGACACAACCGACAUGACGUCCACGACGACUCGCAGUCUAGAUCUUUCGUCUUUGCUGGACGGUAGGACGGACAGUGACGCGUCCACCGGCGACGCUCGCGCCAUCCGACGGCAACUGCGAGGACUAGAGAACAUGUACGCCGAGGUACUGCAGCUGCUCGGGGUCAGGAAGCCGGCCAGUCUCGCUAAACACCCUACUUGGGAGUCUAGGUUGUCGUCGAAGCGUCGCUACGGCAGCAUGUCGUCGCUGCCGUCCAGCUCGGUGAGCAGCCGCCCCGCGCGCGACAAGCGCCGCGCCGCCGACCACAGGAAGAAGCACGACUUGAAGGGUAUCAACAAGCGUUUCCAGCGCCUGGAGUCUCACGUGGUGACGCUGGCGCGCUCCGUGGCGCAUCUGUCCAGCGAGAUGAGGACCCAACACCUCGUCAUGCAGGAGAUGGACCAGAUCCGGAACGAGAUCGCCGCGCUCAGACAUAUGUACAAAUCGCAGCAGUACAUCCGGUCGGGACACCAUCGCCACCUGGACCCGUACUCGUUCAGCAACCCGGACCGCGUGAAGCGACUCACUAAGUUCUUCGGAGACGAGCCGCCACUCAUGAGGCUGUUCCUUAAGAAACUCGGAUAUGAGAAAUACGCAGCAUUGCUAGAAAAAGAGAAGGUAGGAGCGGCGGAGCUGCCUUACGUAGGCGAAGACAAGCUAAGAGCCCUGGGUGUGCCUCUGGGCCCCAGGAUGAGGAUACUGAAGGAGGCCGGCAUCCACCAGGAGCUGCAGCACCACAUGUCCAGAGACGAUCCCCACAGCACCACCACUACUUUGGCUAUUGUUUAAUUACAUUUAUACUUUGAUGAGGAUAUACCCAGAUUUAAUUAAGAAAAGGCUUUAAAGACGAUGAAGAUGGCCGGCAUAAUUUUGACAACGGUUAAAGGUCGUCUUUCUUUGGUCGGUUUUUUGGACUACACUUGUUAUCUGGUAGUAUUGGCAUUACAGAAUCAGGGUCAGUGACAUGUAACCGGACUUUUGGGUUAAUACACUGCGUUUGUCUAAAUGACGAGGUCUUGCCUGAAAAUGGACUCUAAGAACAAGUAGUAAGGUUUAUUAUUGUAAUGUAGCCACCCGGAUAUCACAUUUAUGAUAUGUCCGAGGCGGAGGCAAUAUUCUUUGUUAAAUAUACGAUGCAAGAAUGAAAGAGAAAAUCUCUAAAAGAGAAACACAAAAAUGACUUAUUUGAAUAAAAUCGACCAAACGAUUUCUCAUGACAAAUAUAAUACUCCAAUUAAAAAAGAAAAUAAAGUUUUUAACUCAAGACUUAGUAAUUAAACUUGAACAACGAAUCUCGACUCAUGUAAAAAUUAGUUUAUUUUAAGUACUUAAAGAUACACAUUAUAAAUACUCUAAAUAUAUUUUACGGGUAAUUUACAAUGACUGAUUUGUAUCGCGUAUAUUUUAAGUUUUUAGGCAAAUUAUUCUUUACAUAGGUUAGAUUAUAAUUGAGUUAUGCCCAUUCAUUCAUUCCAAUCGUUCAAUAUCAUUCAAUUAUUUCGUUUGUUCACCCUAACGCUCUCUAUCUUUAGAGGACUCCUAAAUAUAUUGUUAUAUCACAUAUUAUAUGUUAUUUGAGCGCUUAACACUCAUAUUAUAAUGAUAAUAAAAAAAUGUUUUCAAUAACAAUACCUAUAAAAACAAAUGGACAUUAUGUAACUUUAUCAUCAAAUAUUCAUAAAUAUAAAUACUCAACGAAAUAUUCAUCGAAUGAACUUACAACAUACCAAUAUGAAUAUCACUACAUAGUAUAAAACAAAGUCGCUUUCUCUGUCCCUAUGUAUGCUUAAAUCUUUAAAACUACGCAACGGAUUUUGAUGCGGUUUUUUUUAAUAGAUAGUGAUUCAAGAGGAAGGUUUAUAUGUAUAAUAACAUCCAUUAAAUAGUCAGCAUUGCACCCGUGCAAAGCCGGGGCGGGUCGCUAGUUCCAAAUAAAACUAACGAACACGAUACGAUAAAGCCAAAACUACAGUUCAACUUGUAUUAUUUUGUCGUAAAAAUUUUUAGUAUCGUAGCCAGCUAUUAUUAAUGUAACGAUUUAAUAAUGAGCGAUACACUUAGCCAGUUUGUUUAUCAUAUCGUAUCUUUAGAAUUACAAUGACGCAAAUGCAAAAAACCGUUAAAUUGACUUUAUAAUCCACAUUUGAAAAGUGACAAACUAUGGAAUGCAUCAUCGAUUUUCGGUAAUUACACGAAGAACGGUGCGAUGUUUGACAAAAUAUAUUCAACUUUGGUCAGAAAUAAUUGUAUCGAUCUCUCUUAGUCGAUACCCACAACAUUUGUACCUAUCGUGAUGUGACUAGGAGAAUUGUAUGACGUUUGAUUUAGUAGUUUAUAUUACUUUCAGUUGAAAAAUAAUAAUUUAUUAUACAUAUUCAUACAUUCAAAGUAUUAAUCAUAAAAAACUUACUUCAUUGCUUCAUGCGAUAAACAAAAAAUAAUCAGUUCUCCAAUGGGUAUGCCAAAGAAAAUGAUCGGCAUGUGUAAAAUAUAAGUAUAUACUUCUAUACUUAAGUUUGUAUAUAUUUGUAUGUAAAUAAGUGAUCAGAACAACGACAUUACAACGUACUUAAUUACCAUUGUCUUAUGUAUAUGGUGUACUUAAGUUUAAGAGGCAUAUUUUUGUACAUAUUUUUAAUAAACCUUUUUAUGGUA